Messenger RNA from Striga asiatica, 2360 nucleotides. The record is from the annotation of a GenBank genome assembly. Lineage: Eukaryota; Viridiplantae; Streptophyta; Magnoliopsida; Lamiales; Orobanchaceae.
CUCGGCUUAGGUGUAAGUUAAUAAAUCCCUAAUUUUUUCCCCAAAUUGUAAAGGCCACAAAUCUAUAGCGCCAAUUUAAAUCAAGCAGAUAAGGUUUCUAUCUCCUCCCUUCCUUCUUCUCUCCCCCUUUUGGCUGUACAAAACCUAUUUUCUGUGGCUGACAACAGAGAAGGAAGAGAAAAGAUAGAUUACUUACAUCCUCUGCAUUUUUCUCCAAACUGUAAACCCGAAAAAUCGAUUCUUGAAACUCCCAGUUACUAAUUAUGGCUAUGGCGCUUCAAGCUUCCCUCGUUCACAGACCCUCAAUGCGGCAUCCAAACUCUCUUCCCUUCACUCUAAAAGCCUCAAUUUCCAGAUUCCCCUCUCAGAACCAUCUCCCCAGAAGAAUAAAUCCGAGGUUCUGCGGCCGGGUUUGUCUAAAUUCCAGACCUUUACAGAACAGUUUAGUCGCUUAUUGUACGUUGAGUCCAGAGAAUGUAGAUUCAGCUACUUUCCCAGCUGAUAGUAAUGAUUUUAACGGAAAACCUGAGCCGGAUGAGCUCGAUAAUGUGGCCACGUCAUCAGCCGAACGAGAGGUCAGUGGUGAAAAGAUGAACGAGGAUGUAGAGAAGAGGUUGCCGAUUAUGGUGUUUAUGGUGGGAUUGUUCACGAGAUUGAAAAAUUGGUUUGAGCGUGUAUUUUAUUCGGAUUGGUUCAGCUGGUGGCCGUUUUGGAGGCACGAGAAGCACUUGGAACGGUUGGUUGAGGAGGCUGAUGCGAAUCCCAUGGAUGCUGCGAAGCAAAGCCGUCUGUUGGCUGAGCUUAAUAAGCAUAGUCCUGAGUCUGUUAUUCAGCGAUUCGAACAAAGGAAUCAUGCUGUCGACAGUAGAGGAGUAGCAGAAUACAUUCGAGCGCUGGUGGCUACUAAUGGGAUAGCUGAAUAUUUGCCUGAUGAUCAAUCUGGGAAGCCUUCUAGUCUUCCUUCUUUGCUGCAAGAGUUGCAACAACGUGCAUCAGGGAAUAUGGAAGAGCCUUUUGUGAACCCUGGUGUGUCCGAAAAACAGCCAUUACAUGUUGUAGUGGUGGACCCCAAAGUGGCAAGUAAAUCAUCACGCUUAGCCCAAGAGGUCAUAUCAACUAUCUUGUUCACUGUUGCUGUCGGUUUAGUAUGGGUAUUGGGUACAGCUGCACUCCAAAGGUAUAUUGGUAGCUUAGGAGGUAUAGGUACUCCUGGAGUUGGUUCAAGUUCUUAUUCACCAAAAGAGCUGAGCAAAGAAAUAGUGCCAGAAAAGAAUGUUAAGACAUUUAAAGACGUCAAAGGAUGUGAUGAUGCCAAACAAGAGCUCGAGGAGGUGGUUGAGUAUCUCAAGAAUCCUUCGAAAUUCACUCGACUUGGAGGGAAGUUACCGAAGGGGAUCCUUUUGACUGGAUCACCUGGUACUGGAAAAACUUUGCUUGCAAAGGCUAUUGCUGGAGAAGCUGGUGUGCCUUUCUUUUACAGGGCUGGAUCCGAGUUUGAGGAAAUGUUUGUAGGUGUGGGUGCUCGGCGAGUAAGAUCCUUGUUUCAAGCAGCUAAAAAGAAGGGAAUUAUCGUGAUGGCAGCUACAAACUUACCCGAUAUACUCGAUCAAGCUUUGACUAGACCUGAUCUGGCAAACUUGGUAAAUAUUGCUGCCAUUAAAGCAGCCGUUGAAGGAGCUGAGAAGUUGACUUCAACUCAGUUAGAGUUCGCGAAAGACCGGAUAAUGAUGGGAACCGAAAGGAAGACAAUGUUCGUAUCUGAAGAAUCAAAAAAGCUCACCGCAUAUCACGAGAGUGGGCACGCUAUAGUUGCUUUAAACACCGAAGGCGCGCACCCGAUUCACAAAGCCACAAUCUUGCCACGUGGCUCGGCUCUUGGAAUGGUCACCCAACUCCCUACUAACGAUGAGACAUCGGUCAGCAAAAAACAGUUAUUGGCUCGGUUAGAUGUUUGUAUGGGUGGACGAGUAGCGGAGGAACUUAUCUUCGGGCAAGACCAUGUUACGACUGGGGCAAGUAGUGAUCUUAACACGGCUACCGAGCUUGCCCAGUAUAUGGUAUCGAGUUGUGGGAUGAGUGAUGCAAUUGGACCCGUUCAUAUCAAAGAACGACCGAGUUCGGAAAUGCAGUCUCGUAUCGACGCUGAAGUGGUAAAGCUAUUGAGGGAAGCUUAUAAUCGAGUGAAAGCUUUGUUAAAAAAGCACGAAAAGGCAUUACACGCUCUAGCAAACGCGCUUUUGGAGUACGAAACUCUAAGUGCAGAAGAAAUUAGACGGCUUCUCGUUCCUUUUAGCGAGGGACGAUUUUCGUUAGAACAAGAACAACAACAGAUGGAGGAGGAAGAGCUUGUUUUGGCUUAA